This is a messenger RNA of Erpetoichthys calabaricus (reedfish), 5844 nucleotides long. RefSeq names its product zinc finger protein 184-like. The record is from RefSeq and is a predicted model, not a curated record. The coding region runs from base 240 to 3920 and encodes 1226 amino acids. Gene Ontology annotation, biological process: negative regulation of transcription by RNA polymerase II. Gene Ontology annotation, molecular function: DNA-binding transcription repressor activity, RNA polymerase II-specific. The transcript is spliced from 5 exons. Lineage: Eukaryota; Metazoa; Chordata; Cladistia; Polypteriformes; Polypteridae.
CGGUGAUUGAUUUCGUUCAGGACGGCUUCGGCAAUUUCAUGAGGGACGAGCUUGCGCUUUCGGAGAUAAAACCAGAAAGAGACGAUGACAGGAAGACGAGUGUCGGGAGCCACCUUCCUUGGCACAAUGCAGUGACGUUUCUAAUGACCUCCAGGCCAGGACUAUCCAAGUGAGAAAGGAAUCGUAGAGGAGAAGAGAGGGCCAGACACGGUGGGCGAGGUAAGAGUUCUCCACGGAACAUGGCCUCGGCCAACCAGGAGGAGAUGGAAGAAAGACUGGAACGCGUUAAACAAGAGGACUGUGAGGGGGGUGCCCCAGGGGAUUUGUGGGUGAAGUCAGAGUAUCGUGAGGGAGACGUUUCGGUUUUCAAAGAGGAGGAGCCCAAGAAGGAGAUUGUUGAGGUUAAAGUUGAGGAAUCAGAAGAUUUCUCCGUUAGCUUUGGACUGAAAAACCAUGAAACGGGGAAACUUUUCAAGGAGGAUGUUUGUGAAGAGUCUCACUCCGGUGUACAGCCGUGGUUCACCAGCACUGGACAACUGGCUACUCGGCAGACUUUGAUGAGACUGAAAUCUGAGUUGUCUGAGUUUGAAGAGAAAAUCGGUGAAAGAAACAGGAGGAAAGCAGACGAGCAGGAGGCGUGUGGGAGUUUGGGAAUGAAUUUCCAAGAGAAUGGCAGCAUCUUCCUGCCUUCAUUUGCUCAGACUUCUCUUCAGUGCAGACUUCAACACGAGCAGGACAAUGAGAAGAUGAAGAAAUCAACAAGUGGAUCUGAGAAUAUGUCAUCUGCCACUGUCCAGCGCAAUUCUCCUAGUACUGUCAAGCCAAUCCAGACAGAAGCAGUCAGUGCUGGCCAACAUCAAGUGGACAGUACAGAUCAGGAGGAUCUCUGUGCCAGCCAAGACCGCAGAAAAGCUUUCAAAAGCAAAACUGAGUGUAAAGAUAAGUUGAUUCAUAUGAGGCAAAAGACUUAUGCCUGUUCUGAAUGCGUCAGAGUGUUUUUGUGCAGCAGCCAUCUUCAGGCACACAAAACAAUUCACUCUGGAGAAAAACCCCAUUGCUGUCCAGAAUGUGGCAAACGAUUCUCACAAGUAAGCAACCUCAAGAGUCAUGUGAGAGUCCACACUGGGGAAAAACCUUACCACUGUUCUGAGUGUGGCAGGCGUUUCUCCCAUAGGUCUACGCUUCAAACACAUGUAAAGACUCACACUGGAGAAAGACCUCAUUGCUGUGCAGAAUGUGGGAAAAGAUUCUUACAAAUCAGCCAGCUUCAAAGCCAUAUCAGGCUUCACACUGGAGAGAUACCUUAUUGCUGUUCCGAGUGUGGGAAGAGAUUCUUGCAGGCAAGCCAUCUUAAGUGCCACAUGAGAACACACACCGGGGAGAAACGUUAUACUUGUCUUGAGUGUGGUAAGCGAUUUUCAGACAGUGGCACCCUUCGCAGCCAUGAAAGAAUUCAUACUGGCGAGAAACCUUAUUGCUGUUCAGAAUGUGGCAAGCAAUUCUCUUACAGUAGCAGUCUUAAGAAGCACACAAGAAUCCACACUGGAGAAAAACCAUAUGGUUGUUCAGAAUGCGGCAAGCAAUUUUCCCAUCGCGCCAACCUUCAAAGACACGUGCGACUUCAUACUGGAGAAAAGCCGUAUAGCUGUGCUGAAUGUGGGAAACGAUUCUCUGACUGUAGUGGUCUUCACAGUCACAGAAGAAUCCACACCGGAGAAAAGCCAUAUUGCUGUUCCGAUUGUGGCAAACAAUUCUCGUUCAAUAGUAAUCUACGGCUGCAUGUACAAAUUCAUUCUGAGGUGAAGCUGUAUGUCUGUUCGGAAUGCAGUAAAAGGUUUUCCCACAAAGGAAGUCUUCAGAAACAUGCAAAAAUUCACACCAGCGGCUAUGCAGUGGGGGGGCCUAAUGGACCCCAGGCCAGGAAACUGUCUGCUGGAUGUGAGAAGGGAAUCUUAGGAGAGAACAGACAUUUGGGAGCAGAGAAGCGUUUUACAUGGACUAUGGCCUCGGCCAAAGAGGACAACGUGGAGGAAAGGCUUGCACACCUUAAACAAGAGGACUGUGAGUGGGGUGCACCCUGGGAUUUCUGUGUGAAGCUGGAGGACAGCGAGGGGAGAAUUUCAGAUGUUAAAGAGGAGGAGUGUGCGGGGGAGAUUGUUGAGAUUAAAGUCGAGGACUCUGAAGAUUUCUCUGUCAGUCUUGCACUGCAUAAGCAUGAAACUCGGAAUAUUGUCAAGCUGGGUGUUUGUGAGGAAUCUCAUUCCCAUUUACAGCCCUGGUUCAUCAAUCCGGGGCAACUGCCCACCCAGCCGAAGACUGGGGAAGUGAAAUCUGAGACGUCUGAUUUUGAUGGGGGAAUCGCUGAGGGAAACAGGAGAGAAGGAGAAGAAGAACAGACUUCAUCUGGGAGCACAGAAAUAAAUUUAAAAGAGAAUAGCAGCAUCAUGGCAUCCUCAUUGGCUCAGACCUCUCUUCAGGAUGAUGAGAAGAUGAAGAAAUCAACAAGAGGAUCAGAAAAUCCGACCCCAGCCUCUUUCCAGUGCCACGCUUUUCCUGGUGCCAGACACACACAGGUAGGAACCAUCGACACUGAGGAAGUGCAGACCAAAGAUCAAGAGGCUCUGUAUGCCUGCCAAGAGUGUGGAAACACUUUCCAAACUAAAUCUGACUGUGACGACCAUAAGGCGAUUCAUAUGAGACAGAAGCCGUAUGCUUGUUCUGAAUGUGGCAGACUGUUUUCGCACAAAAACAGUCUUCACAGACAUAAAAGAACUCACACGGGAGAGAAGCCCCAUUGCUGUCCAGACUGUGGCAAGCGAUUCUCCAGUAGCAGUGCCCUUCAGCGGCACACACACAUUCAUACUGGAGAGAAGCCAUACAGCUGUGCCGAAUGCGACAAAAGAUUUUCCAUUAAAAGCAGUCUCCAGAAUCAUGCAAAAAUUCACACUGGAGACAAACCUCAUGGCUGCCCUAAUUGUGGAAAAGGAUUCUCCGUAUUAAGCAGGCUUCAUAACCACUUAAGAAUUCACAGCGGAGAGAAGCCUUAUUGUUGUAGUGAGUGUGGAAAACGAUUCUUGCAAGUUGGCCACCUUCAGAGACACAUCCGAAUUCACACUGGAGAGAAACCUCACUGUUGCUCAGAAUGUGGGAAAAGGUUCUUACAAAUAUGCAAUCUGCAAAGGCAUAUCAGCAUCCAUAGAGGAGAAAAACCUUAUUGCUGUACAGAGUGUGGCAAACAAUUCUUACAAGUGAGCAACCUACGGAGCCACAUCAGAAUUCACACUGGAGAGAAACCUCAUUGCUGUUCAGAAUGUGGCAAACGAUUCUCCAAAGUAAGUGCUCUUCAGAACCACACAAGAAUCCACACUGGGGAAAAACCAUAUAGCUGUUCUGAAUGUGGCAAACAGUUCUCACAAAUAAGCACCCUUCAGAGGCACUCUCGUAUUCAUACUGGAGAGAAGCCAUUUUGCUGCUCAGAAUGUGGCAAACGAUUCUCUGAUAGUAGCAGCCUUCAGAAGCACACAAGAUUCCACACUGGUGAAAAACCCUAUUGCUGUUCUGAAUGUGGUAAGCGAUUCUCUAAGAGUUGCAGCCUGCGAAGACACAUGAGAAUCCAUACUGGAGAAAGGCCAUAUUGCUGUUCUGAAUGUGGCAAAAGAUUUUCAAACCAUAGCACUCUUCAGAACCACUCCCGGAUCCAUACUGGAGAGAAACCAUAUGGUUGUUCUGAGUGUGGUAGACGAUUCUCUGACCGUAGCGCUCUUCAGAAGCACACCCGGAUUCACACUGGAGAGAAGCCGUACCGCUGUUCCGAAUGUGGGAAGCGAUUUUCACAAACAAACACCCUUCAUAGACACUUGGAAAUUCACACUGCACAGAAAUUAGUCCGAGAGGAGCCAUUUGUGGAACAAAACAUCUGAAAUGUUUGUCAGUGGUGCUUGGAUCAACAGGUCUCAUCAAGGGCAAACACCAAGGCCCAUCUGGACGUCCACCUGAUUACCAUGACUUUAUGUGAUUUACUAAAGGAAGCAUUAUUGGGAACAAUGCAGGUGCGAUGACGAGAUCUCAGUGCAAAUUUAUGGGGUUAACAAUGGGGGAGGCGCAACAUCAUGUCAUGAGUGAGAUAGCUAGCACCCAAAACCAGUUUGUAGAAAUUAACCCUUGAAAGAAACCUUGCUGUUGUGAAGUCAUACCAGAGAGAACUGUCAUGACUAAAGAGUGAAGUUCACCCCAUCUGAUAGUAAAUACACCAAGACAGUUUGAAGAAAUUAGCCCCCAAGUGAAGUCUUAUUGCUGGUCGAAACGUGCCAGAUAAAUUGCUGACAUUAGCAGCAACAUAGAAGAAAUCAGAGUGCAGGGAAGCUGUAAUGCUGCCCUGAAUGUGGCAAAGAGAUUCUCACAAAUAAGCCAUCUCCACUCAAGAUGAAUGGUCAGCUGUUCUCUGAUAGUAAUAAGUUCAGUUUAACCAGCUGACACCCCAGACCCCCAUAUAUUCUUAUUAAAAGACUUACGGGUAGGCGCUCACCCCAAGUUUGGAUGAUGUUCAGAAGUUUCUGGAAAAAGACACCAUAGGCCGAGGAGGCCAACAUAAAGUCACUUCAGAAAGUAUUGAGACUCUUGCGCACUUUAUCGUGCUGAAGAUUUCUUUUUAAACAGAUACACUUGCAAUUUCUGCCCAUCAGUAUACACUCAAUAACCCACAGAGAGAAAAGGAACAUAUGUUUUCAGUAAGGUUUCCAAAUUGGUUAAAAAUCAAAAGCUGAAACCUCUACUUGAUAGAAUUACUCAGACCCUUAAUUCAUUCCUUUGUAGAGGUCCCCUCUGUCAGUCCUUUUGGUUAAUCUGUACAAGCUUGUCCCACUCGGAUUUGUGCAGUUGAUCUCCAUUACCCUUGGCCGAUCCUCUCAAACUCAGUUAAAACUGCCAUCUUCAGGUCUCCCCCAUACAUGUUCCAUAGGGUUUAAGUCAAAGCCACUCAAGGACACGUGGAGGCCUGGCCCAAAGCCCCUCUAGUGUUGCCUUGGUGGUAUACGUCAACCCCAUUCUGAGCUGGUUUGCUCUCUGGAGUAGGUUUAUCUUGAAGGACCUUCCCCGUAUUGAGCCCAUUCAUCCUUCCCUCAAUUCUGACCAGCUCCCUGUCCCGUUUACUGACAAGCACCUCUAUGCUUCACCCCAGAGGUGGUCUCAGGCAGUUAAGUGAGCAGUGCCAGGUCUUCACCAGACAUGCUGUAGUUUUUGGAGGUCUGUCCAAACAGUUUGGUUUGUGUCUCAUCAGACGUCUUGCUCUCGGUAUCCUUGAAAUGCCUUUUACUCGAGAGUGUCUUCUGUUUGGCCACACCACCAUAAACCCCUGCCUGAUGGAGUGGUCCUAACGUGUUCUUUAUUUCUGAUGCUCUCCACGUCCUACCGAUGCCAUCUGGCAAACUCCAAGUGUGCUGUCAUAAGCCGUUAAUUCAAGGGCAGCCUCUGUCUGACUCAUGGAGUGCUGCCGAGGUGGGGUGGCGAGGCGGGUCGGCUCCUUGCUCUCACUUCUGCUUUGGGAGCCCCUUGAACCCGACACCGUACAUAGUCAUGACUGAAAUGAGGUUGGAAGAUGAGGACAAAUGCACAAAAAGCAAGGGGAAUGUGACAAAGUGCUCACAGCAGUCCAGAGAAAUGAGUGUUUUAAAAGUGCAGUGCCCCUUCCAUAAUAAAUAAAUAAUCUGUAUGAGCAGUGCCAGUCCACGGAUUUAAAGCCCAGAUCAAACAGGUCCUAAGUCUUGCCCGACGAGCCUGGCACCUCUCGGUUUUUUUAUCCCCAGCUGACCCAUUGCUCGUUCGGCGGGCGGGCGGGUACACCAGCAG